Molecule: messenger RNA, 2087 nt
Organism: Chiloscyllium plagiosum (whitespotted bambooshark)
Lineage: Eukaryota; Metazoa; Chordata; Chondrichthyes; Orectolobiformes; Hemiscylliidae
Source: RefSeq, a predicted model, not a curated record
CCUGUGAUGGCGGAAGACGGCCUUGGCUGCGGCUGGGGAGUGGCGGCUCGGUGCUAACGACGCAAAAUGGAAGGCAGCUCCACUCGGCCGGUGGCGUCGUGGGCCCACUCGCGAGCAGGCCCCGGGCUUUCUCAGCGCAACGUGACGGCGGUCAGCAGGAGCCCGGGCCCGCUGGCGGCGCCCUUCAUCCGGCAGGCCAGGGCAUUGUGUCCUGGGAUUAAUAACCAGCAGUAUUGGUGUGAGACCGGCCACUGCUGUGGGGAGACCGGCUGCUGCACUUACUUUUACGAGCUGUGGUGGUUCUGGCUCCUCUGGACUCUGUUAAUUAUCUUCAGCUGUUGUUGUGCUUAUCGCCAUCGAAGGAGCAAACUCCGUAUCCAGCAGCAACAACGGCAACAGGAGAUUAACCUCAUCGCGUACCAUGGGGCCUGUCACUACCCAGGCUCAGGCCUAGACCAGAGACUAUUGGCUUCCUUCAAGCUUCCUGCAUAUGAGGAGGUGUCAGCCCAGCCCCAAACUCCUCCUCCAUCCUAUACUUCAAUCCAGUGCCCAGGGGUCAGGGCUGAGCUGAGCUCUUCACUCAGCUCCAAUAACAUCACCAGCUCUCACCACACCCCGAUCGCACACUCCACUGACUUUGAGCCAGGACCCCCAGUCCCCAGCUCCCAUCAGCCCACUGAAGAUGUUAACAUUGCCGUGUCCCAAGCAUCGCCCUGCUGCCCGGGGUUGGAGGAGGAGGAUGAGGACGAUGAAGAUGAGACUCACCCCAGACACCGGCGCCUGACUGGAGAUUCCGGGAUUGAGGUGUGCCAUUGCCUUGUUCAUGCAGAUGGCAGUGAGGACUGUGUUGAGGAAAGCAGUAACUACCAGCAUGACCAAAUGGUUUCUGUUGAGCUGCACGCUGUCCCACUGCAGCCUGCCAAUUAUGCCAGCCCUUGUUCCUGCCUGCUUCCACAGGAGACCAGAGCUCACAUCCUCCCUGUGUGAGGGGUGGGGGAAGACACAAAUUGGGAAGCCUGACCACGUGUUUGAACAAGAUUAAAAUCCCUUGGACUGUGGAGUCAAGCGUGGCUAAACCUUUUCAGCCUGGGUUAGACUGGGAAUACUACACCAUAUUGGAACUAUAACGUGGAUGCAUUGGAGUUGAGCAUUCUCAAAGGAAAUUAUUGAACCCUCACAAUCUUCCCAAGCUCUGCCAACUCCUAUCUCCCUAUCUAUAUCUCUCACCCUGUCUGCUCAGAACCUCUUCAUUCCCUGCUUGUUUCAGAUUCAUGUUCACGUACUGAGAUGCUGGUCUCUCAGCUCUCCCAGUGCAGCAAGUCAAAUCAUUCCCUGGCCAAGGUCUGUCAGUGAUUUAACUGCAAAAGAUUUGUUAACAUUUGCUGAUCACAAGUACAGUUGACAGUGAGUGGGGAAGAUGACCUCGCCUUCAACUCUGAUCAUGAAAUAAUACAUUAAAGGGAACUGAAGUUUUGUCAGAGAUGAGAUUGAUGGACUCAACACAAUUGGUCUAUGAACCUCAGAGCUGGGAGUGACCAUAGUCAGCAACAGUCAGAGGAGAAUGUUGUCAUUUCUGUGAACUUCAUCUGCAUGUAGUUUAUUUGUAGGAAUCAGCCUUGAAUUACAAGGAUAUUUUUUUAAAGUAGUUUUAAACAAGAACUAAGUCAAUGGUUACAGAAAUUUCCACAGAUCAGAGUAUUCUGGUGCAGAAACCAUCUGCUAUUAAGAGCUGACUGGUUUGUCCCACUCUGCAACAGACUAAUUGUAGAGAGCAAGCUGUUAAUUAGGGACGGGUGAAUAGAAUUAAUUAAAUCUGCAGAGAGCUAGUGCAGGCUCCAUUUGACCUCUGUUGAUCUAUCUACCUCUUGUACAUUGCUAUCACUUAUGCAGAGAUACCAGCUGCAAUUUCACUCUCAUUUUCUCUGUCCUGGUUAUGGUUGACUAAUACACACAACAAGGAGGGAUGGACAAUAACUGCUGCAUUGUCAGUGUUGCCAAUUGUCAUAAAUGAAAUAUUUACAUAUGCACACUUAUGAUCUCAGGAUAUCUUGAAGUGCUUUAUAGCUAAUAAAGUGCUUUUGAAAUCA